GAAGGGGCGGGGCUCCGCGGGCUGAGUCUCAGUGCUGCCGCCGCCGCCGCCGCCGCCGCCGCUGCUGCCACCAGAGCCAGGGAGGGCUGGGCCCCGAGGCAAGAUGGUGGACUACAGCGUGUGGGACCACAUCGAGGUGUCUGACGAUGAAGACGAGACGCACCCCAACAUCGACACCGCUAGCCUCUUCCGCUGGCGGCACCAGGCCCGGGUGGAGCGCAUGGAGCAGUUCCAGAAAGAGAAGGAGGAGCUGGACAGGGGCUGCCGCGAGUGCAAGCGCAAGGUGGCCGAGUGCCAGCGGAAGCUGAAGGAGCUGGAGGUGGCCGAGGGCGAAGGCGGCAAGGCCGAGCUGGAGCGGCUGCAGGCUGAGGCGCAGCAGCUGCGCAAGGAGGAGCGGAGCUGGGAGCAAAAACUGGAGGAGAUGCGCAAGAAGGAGAAGAGCAUGCCCUGGAACGUGGACACGCUCAGCAAGGAUGGCUUCAGCAAGAGCAUGGUCAACACCAAGCCUGAGCAGGCGGAGGAGGAGUCGGAGGAGGUGAGGGAGCAGAAACACAAAACCUUCGUGGAAAAGUAUGAGAAACAGAUCAAACACUUCGGCAUGCUUCGCCGCUGGGAUGACAGCCAGAAGUACCUGUCAGACAACGUCCACCUGGUGUGCGAGGAGACAGCCAACUACCUGGUCAUCUGGUGCAUUGACCUAGAGGUGGAGGAGAAAUGCGCCCUGAUGGAGCAGGUGGCUCACCAGACCAUCGUCAUGCAGUUCAUCCUGGAGCUGGCCAAGAGCCUCAAGGUGGACCCCCGUGCCUGCUUCCGGCAGUUCUUCACCAAGAUCAAGACUGCUGACCGUCAGUACAUGGAGGGCUUCAAUGACGAGCUAGAGGCUUUCAAAGACCGAGUGCGGGGCCGUGCCAAGCUGCGCAUUGAGAAGGCCAUGAAGGAAUACGAGGAAGAGGAGCGCAAGAAGCGGCUUGGCCCUGGCGGCCUGGACCCUGUUGAGGUCUACGAGUCCCUCCCUGAGGAACUUCAGAAGUGCUUUGACGCGAAGGAUGUGCAGAUGCUCCAAGACGCCAUCAGCAAGAUGGACCCCACCGACGCGAAGUACCACAUGCAGCGCUGCAUCGACUCAGGCCUCUGGGUCCCCAACUCCAAGUCCAGCGAGGCCAAGGAGGGGGAGGAGGCGGGUCCCGGGGACCCCUUGCUGGAAGCCACCCCCAAGUCAGGCGACGAGAAGGAUGUCAGCGCGUGACCUGUCCCGGCUGCCGCAGACCCCUGUGCACCCCUUUUCAGGAAACAAAAAUAGAUGCCAUCUCCCCAGGUCCUGGCUUCCUCCUCUUUUGCUGCUCCCCAACCUAGCCCGGAGGGGCCCUGGCACCCCGCUUCCACCGCCCCCCUCCCACCCCAGCCCUCAUCCAAGUCUUUGCUUUGAGUCAAAGGGGCUUCACUGCCUGCAGCCCCCCAUCAGCAUUAAGCCAAAGGCCCGGGGAUCCAGGGAGGGGCAGAGGUUGCCAGGUUGGUCCAUGGGGUGGGGGUGGGUCCCCAGCCAAGGGGCCUGCUCCAGUCACUGUGGGCUCUGUUCUCGCUGUUCGCCCGCGUCAAGUCUUCUAUAUAGUAAACAGCAGUUAUCUUCCAAUAAAGGAUUUCAGAUGCUC
This is a messenger RNA of Cervus elaphus (red deer), 1649 nucleotides long. It is a transcript of the gene CDC37, whose product is annotated as cell division cycle 37, HSP90 cochaperone. The record is from RefSeq and is a predicted model, not a curated record. The coding region runs from base 104 to 1246 and encodes 380 amino acids. NCBI's taxonomy places the organism in Eukaryota, Metazoa, Chordata, Mammalia, Artiodactyla, Cervidae. Gene Ontology annotation, cellular component: cytoplasm. Gene Ontology annotation, molecular function: protein-folding chaperone binding; heat shock protein binding; protein kinase binding. Gene Ontology annotation, biological process: protein stabilization; protein folding. The transcript is spliced from 8 exons.